Mus musculus (house mouse) is the source of this 17549-nucleotide messenger RNA. RefSeq names its product mitogen-activated protein kinase kinase 5 (gene Map2k5). The coding region runs from base 4426 to 5736 and encodes 436 amino acids. The record is from RefSeq and is a predicted model, not a curated record. Gene Ontology annotation, cellular component: cytoplasm. Lineage: Eukaryota; Metazoa; Chordata; Mammalia; Rodentia; Muridae. Gene Ontology annotation, molecular function: protein serine kinase activity; MAP kinase kinase activity; protein kinase activity. Gene Ontology annotation, biological process: negative regulation of transcription by RNA polymerase II; negative regulation of smooth muscle cell apoptotic process; ERK5 cascade. The transcript has 22 exons.
UUGAAUGCACACCCUAAUACUGGUCAGACCAGGGACAUAGUUCAGAAUUAUCUGAACUAUGAGAACAGAUAACUUUUUUUUUUGUCAGCUUAUAAAGGAAAAAACCCACAAAAGUUCAUAUGCAGGUGCAGGCGUGACUCAGGAUAUCUUAGACUGAACAGUUCAUAUUGACCCUUGAUUUGAUGGGUUCUACGUAAAGCUUUAUGGAAUUUCUUAAGAUAUCAAACCUCAUACAGAAGAUUCAGAGCAUACAGAACAAAACAGGGUAUGUGGUCAGCAUGUCCUUGAGCCAAGUCACUUUUCUGUGUCAAUGACUGGCAGGCAUGUUAAAGCAGCAAUACAAAAUAGCUGGAGGACAUGGAUCAGAAUGGCCACAGACAGCUAUUCGGGAUGGGGUGGGGUGGGGUGGUCAGACCAUAUCAGUAGGGGUCAAAUCCAGGGCCUAACGUGUGAUAAGCAUACUGUGUUCCACUGAGGUACCCAGUCCUGGAAUAGAAGUUCUUACAUGCACAGUCAUAGCAGCAGCAUUAUUCACAACAGUCAAAAGAUGGAAGUAAUCUGAGAUUCCAUUGGCAAAUGAAUGAAUGAAGAUUACAUAUCCAAAGGACUUAUCUUUAACCCAGCAAAUGAAGGAUCUUUAGUACAAAAUUACCACAGAGAUGAACUUUGAAGGCAUUACUCUAAGUGAAAUAAACUAGGCACAAAAGAUAAAUAUUGUCUAACUCCAAUUUUAUAAGGUUUUAAAAGUAUUUCAAGUUCAAAAUCAGAAAACUAAUGCUAGUGAGAGGAAGGGGGAGGGAAGUCAUUAUUUAAUGGGGAGGGGAUUUCACUUUUGUAAGUGAAAAGUUCUAGAAAUUGAUUGUGUGACAAUACAAACGAACUUAAACAGUGCCGAAGUAUAUACCUAAAAAGGGAAAAUCUGAUCUUAUGUGUGUUUUAUCACAAUUAACGUACAUUAAAAACCAGUCGAUAUCUGUCUCAGGGUUUCUAUGCUAUGAAGAGACAGCACGACCAUAACAACUCUUAUUUAAAAAAAUAUUUAAUUGGGCUGGCUUACAGGUUCAGAGGACUAGUCCAUUGUCAUCAUAGGGACAAGCAUGAAGGCAUGCAGCCGACACUGUGUUGGAGAGGAGCUGAGAGUUCUGCAUCCAGAUGUGCAGGCAGCAGAAAGGGAGAGCAACAUUGGGCCUGGCUUGGACUUCUGAAACCCUAAAGCUCACCCCCAUUAACACACUUCCUCCAACAAGGCCACACCUCCCAAGAGUGUCACUCCCUAUGAGUUUAUGGGGGCCAUUUUCAUUCAAACUGCAUAACACCUAAUUUUCAGAAACACCUUCUUUUCAGUUAAGGUUACACACAAGUAAGGAUUUACCAGGGCAGUCAGCAGCAUCUCCUUCAGUGUUUCCUUCCCAUAUUCCCUCUGGGCCCAUUUCUCCUUGCUUUUACCACCAUCUGAUAUAUUUUAUUCAUUUUUGUGUUUCUUCCAUCAGAAUUUAGAGAGAAACUUUCUAUCAUAGUCAUUUAGAAGCAGGUCCUCUGUGCUAAUCAUUGUCUCAUUCUCCUUUUAUUAUUUUGUUUUUUGGGUUUUUGUUUUGUUUUGUUUUGUUUUUUUGAGACAGGAUUUUUGUGUGUAGCCCUGGCUGUCCUGGAACUCUCUCUAUAGACUAUAGACCAGGCUAACCUCGAACUCACAGAGAUUUGCCUGAGUCUGCCUCAUGGUGCUGGGAUUAAAGGCAUUUGCCACCACAACUGGUUCAUGUGUCAGUUUUCAAUGAUAAGCAACUUAUAAGUAGGGGGGAGGAGGUAUAUAUUUUGCCUCAUAAGUUCACAGAUUUUAGGCCAUGAUCUCUAGGCCUGUGGUUAGGCAGACUUCCACACAUCAGCGAGUGUGUGGGAAAAGGCAGGAAGUAAAGGUGUUUUCUUCAUGGCUGACAAGAAACAGAAGAAGGAAGAAGGGCACUGGUCCCAAUAACGUCGUAUAAUAUGCCCCCAAGAACCUAUCUUACUCUCACUGACCCAACAUUAGAUUCUAUCGUCUCCUGGCAGUGCCACUGACGGACAAGCAAGGCUUGAGCAUAUGGGGGACAUUUCCAAUCCAAACUUUAACCCCCUUUAAGUAGGAAAGAAACAAGCAUAAACCUUCUACUACAAUUAAAGUACUUUAUGGCUACCAAACUACCUCAGUCAGAACUUGUGUGGCUACUUAUGUCUACUGUUAAAAAGAAAAUACUAUGUGCAAAAACUUUAAGAUCAUAAACAUAUAUCCCUUUAAUUUGGACGGUGGUGUUUAUAUUACUUAACAAAGAGGUACUUUUGAAUGUUAAUAGUUCUGUGAAACUCUGCUCAAAUAAUAAAGUCUUAAGAUUUCAUGCUAUGUAAAGGCUACAAAAAGUUGAAAUGUGAUUAUAUUUGCUCUUUAGAUAUUUGGGAAGCUGAGAGACUGCCAUUCAUAUAUUUAAAAAAGUGCUUCAGAAUAUACAUGCAAAUUUGGCAAAUGGUGUUGGUUUUCCCUAUGGUACUAUGAAUUUUUAAAAAGACGUUUUAACAAAUCAUAGGUUAAUAGAAAAUCUCUAGUUUUGUAGUUAAUUUUCCUUAAUAAUAGAAAUAAAGUUUAGAUUAAGAAGUACAUGGCAAAAUAGUGAAUUUUUCUUUAGCACUGAAGAGCAGUUACAAAGGGGUAGUUCCAACAGUACCUGGAGAAUCGGUCUACGUGAAUUCCUACCUAAGCUAUUAAGGAAUAAUAACUAAAAGAUGGUCAUUUAUCUCCUACAAUGGCCUUUCAAAUGCAACAGGAAAAAAGCCCAAGUAGAGGAAAUUAUGCCACAAAUUUUGGUAUUACAUUGAAAAUGAUCAACAUUUAAUUGUUCCUCCUCUUACAUUAAUCACAUAUCUGUUUAUUCCGGGGAAAGUGGACACUGGUCCCACCACCCCACGCACUAUGUUUAUGCAUAAUCAGCCCCAAAAGGUAGAGAUAAUAGCAUAAUUUAAUUACAAAUAAAGGGCCUACCUACACGUUGCCAUUUGUAAGCAAUUCUUUUGUAUAGACACAUAGAUCAACAGGAUUAUGCACUUUAAAAUGUGAGGUAACAAGGCAUUUAAAAAUAACCAAGGUUUACGGCUACUGCCCUGCUAUCACUGACUGCAUAAACACUGCAAUUUAGCUGAAAAUAUAUGGAACAGACGGGAUAUUUUUGCAACGGUUGAAUAAGAUAUUAUGAUGCCAGAAAUACAGCUGUCCCCAGGCAGUUAAGCGCUCUCCAUUGAGUUUCUUUACUGUUGCUUUUGAGUAGGAGAUUGCUUGGUACUGUAGGUCACUGGUUAGGGUAAAGGACCUCACUGAAAAAUUCAUGCACACUUUGCUAACGUGGGAGAAAAAAUAGUGGUAUUUUGGAACUGUUAAUUGGAAGAAGGGGCAUAAAAACAUGCUUUUUUUUUUUUUUUUCUUUUUUUAAUAAAAAGGUCUUGCCUGGCUCUUGCCGAUUUAAUGUAACAAACCCGCGGAUAGUAAAAGGUAUAUAACUUGACAAGCUGGUGCUGCCGUCUUGUCCUUCACCGCCUUUUCUGCAUGAUCAAACCUUAAAUUGUUUUACGGACAGCCCCCAGCCGUAGAUCCGUGUCUUCCUGGGUUUUCUAGGCUCCUUUACCACUACCUGAAGAGAUGGAAGUCAGCCAGUCCUAGCACGAGAUCCCUGCUCCGCCCCAGCUGCCCUCUUCCAACAUGGCGCCCCAGGAGGCGGGUCCCACAUGUCGGCUCCCCGGGUUCCGGCGCCAUCGCGUUUUGGUUCCGGAGUAACAGCGGUCUAACGGCCGCCUUCCUCCUCCUCUCGCCGCCACCUCCGCUGCCGGGACGCGGGCCUCAGUCGGACGAUCCUGCACGCGCCGCGCCCUCCGGUUCCGGCUGCGGUCCGGGACCCGCCCCUUGACCCCGCGGCCCUGGGCCCCCCUGCCUGGUUGGAGGGCAGGCGCCACCGGUGCACCUCCGAAACAGCCCCGACCCAGCCCGCGGCGCCCGGCCACCGUCCCCUUGCCCACCGAGACACUCAGGACGGCAGGACCCUGGCCACUGUACCUGCCUUAAACCAGGCCGUUGCUCCGCUGUCUCCUCUUACUCACAAGGACUACAGAAUGCUUGUGGGUUCUGUUUUGUCCACUUUUGUAACUCCAGGACCUUCCGCUCUCUACUAAUUCCUCUUGGCCGGUCCCCCAACAGUGCAUCCUCUCCUAGGGACACUCCACACGACCUGGGCCUGGUUUUGGGCCUGCAAGCUCCCUCCUGAUCGCUCCUCUUCACUUCUCCCCAUCUUCUUGCUCCCUAUUUAUCGCCUGCCUUCUGUCUAUCGUUCCCCUUGUCACUUCUUGGGGCUCCUCCUAAGUAGGGGCAGGUCGGUACCCCUCGCCCCAGGAUGUGAGACCCUUUAACCUGUAAUGCUGUGGCUGGCCCUUGGCCCCUUCUGUGCCAUGGAGAACCAGGUGCUGGUGAUUCGGAUCAAGAUUCCAAAUAGUGGCGCGGUGGACUGGACCGUGCACUCCGGGCCGCAGUUACUCUUCAGGGAUGUUCUGGAUGUGAUAGGCCAGGUUCUGCCUGAAGCGACGACGACAGCGUUUGAAUAUGAAGAUGAAGAUGGUGAUAGGAUUACAGUAAGAAGCGAUGAAGAGAUGAAGGCAAUGCUGUCCUACUAUUAUUCCACAGUAAUGGAACAGCAAGUAAAUGGCCAGCUAAUAGAGCCGCUGCAGAUAUUUCCAAGAGCCUGCAAGCCUCCUGGGGAACGGAACAUACAUGGCCUGAAGGUGAAUACACGGGCUGGGCCAUCUCAACACACCAGCCCUGUGGUCUCAGAUUCGCUUCCAAGCAAUAGCUUGAAGAAGUCCUCAGCUGAACUGAGAAAGAUACUGGCCAACGGCCAGAUGAAUGAACAAGACAUACGGUAUCGAGACACCCUUGGUCAUGGCAACGGAGGCACAGUCUACAAAGCACAUCAUGUCCCAAGUGGGAAAAUUUUAGCUGUAAAGGUUAUUCUGUUAGACAUUACACUGGAGCUUCAGAAGCAGAUCAUGUCUGAGCUGGAAAUCCUUUAUAAGUGUGACUCAUCGUAUAUCAUAGGAUUUUACGGGGCAUUUUUCGUAGAAAACAGGAUUUCAAUUUGUACAGAAUUCAUGGAUGGGGGGUCUUUGGAUGUAUAUAGGAAAAUUCCAGAGCACGUCCUUGGAAGAAUUGCAGUUGCAGUUGUUAAAGGCCUUACCUAUCUGUGGAGUUUAAAGAUUUUACACAGAGAUGUGAAGCCCUCCAACAUGCUUGUAAACACAGGCGGACAGGUCAAGCUGUGUGACUUUGGCGUGAGCACACAGCUGGUGAAUUCUAUAGCCAAGACGUAUGUUGGAACAAAUGCUUACAUGGCACCAGAAAGAAUUUCAGGAGAGCAGUAUGGGAUCCAUUCUGACGUGUGGAGCUUAGGAAUCUCUUUCAUGGAGCUUGCUCUUGGGAGGUUUCCAUAUCCUCAGAUUCAGAAAAACCAGGGAUCUUUAAUGCCUCUCCAGCUUCUGCAGUGCAUUGUUGAUGAGGAUUCGCCGGUCCUUCCGCUUGGAGAGUUCUCGGAGCCGUUUGUACAUUUCAUCACUCAGUGCAUGAGGAAGCAGCCCAAGGAGAGACCGGCGCCUGAGGAGCUGAUGAAACAGAUCCUGCUGAUGGCCGGUGCUUUGUCCCCAGCUCCAAGGCAAGGUUGCUUUGAUUGCAAAUGACAGUUUGCAGUGAGCAGGGAAAGGGACAGAGAUGCUCCCUCUCAAUUCCCAAAUGGUCAUUCAUUCCAGCCGCGUGUGAUCUGACAGUGCAAGCUGUUAGAGCGGUGCUGGGCAUGCUGGGAUGGAGCGUUAGGAGCAGUGAGUUUAGCCUGCACUGCCUGGUACUUGAGUGUUGCUCCCCAUUGCCAGGUGAGGCCUCCCUCAGAGCCAGCCUCAGCCUUGUUAAACAAGGUGCAGCUCACACAGCUCACACAGCUCGCCCAUGGUGGGAUUUCCUUCUAAGCACCCGCCUUCUGGGAGCCACAGAGCCCUCACACAACGCAUGCGCCUCUGGUGUCACCUGCAGUGCAUUGCUCAUUCACAGCACACUAGGCUAGCUCUCACUUCCCCUAAAAGCUGCAAGUUAAAAACUCAUCCCCAAAACCUCUGAACUUACUAUCUGUGGGUUUCAUGGACAGACUAAAGGUGGGGGGUGGGGGUUUUGUUGGUUUGCUGUUUAAGUGGUCUGCUUGUUGUUGUCUUUCCUUUGUUUGGUCUCUGAUGGUUUGGGAGUUCUUGCAGUUAGUCACAACUGAGAAAGCUUGGAGCAGGCUCUAGAAACAGAGACUCAUUUACCUGGGUCAUCAUUGGCUAUGGCUGGAGAGCUCAGCUACUAAAACAAAGAAGUAGGGUUUCAUAAAAGAGAUAGCCGUGUGUAAGUGCAUGUUUGAUGCUGCAGUGAGUUGGUCACUUAUAAAUAAGACACCUGCAGAUCAUGUGUGCACUCAUAAAUGCAUGUGGAUGUGUGUAAGAAACACCCCUGAGGAAGGCAGCACUGUCAUGAGGACAAGGCGCGUGAGUGGGCACUUACCACUGUGCUACCCUACCUUUAUAAUUAACAAAUAUAUUUUUUAAAAGAUUUAUUUAUUUAUUAUUUAUAUGAGUAUACUGAAGCUGUCUACAGACACACACUAGAAGAGGGCAUCAGAUCCCAUUACAGAUGGUUGUGAGCCACCAUGUGGUUGCUGGGAAUUGAACUCAGGACCUCUGGAAGAGCAGUCAGUGCUCUUAACCGCUGAGCCAUCUCCCCAGCCCAACAAAUAUAUUUUUAAGAAAUAAAGAAAAACAUACUCACAGGAAGCACCGUCCUGUACUUAAUUUUCUCUUGUACUCACCACUAAGAUUUUGGCGGAAUUUAUCCCGCAGUAUAGUGGAGGUGAGGCUCACCCUUAUUGGUGAAGAGGUAACAAGCGAUAGGGAGUCCUGUGCAGGGCUCAGCACGACAGGACCUCCCUGGCUGCUUCUGAGUAAAAACGGGACCCAGAGGGAGUUGGAAAACUCGUGGGCUGUCCCUUGUCUUGAGCCGAGUCAUAUCUUAAGGAACCAGGUCUAUGUUCCUUGUAACAUAUGAAUGGCUUUGAUUGUGUCUUUACCCUCUCUGCCUGUGGCCUAUUUGAUGAUGCUCCCACCAGAAGUCACGGGCCUCAGCAGGAAUGCAAGGACUGUAGAGCCCAUCGCCCAUUGCCAUUGUCAUUGUGGUGCAAGAAUGCUCCUUUUGGGAAAAUGGGAGCAAGGAGAGGGAGAGAGCACGCAGUUUAUGUCUCAAGCACAGGAACUCUAGCCAGCAGGGUACCAGAGGCUUGGACUCGAGCUGUGUCAGCUGUGGGUCCCACAGAAUUAUCAAAAAUUUCCCUAUGGGUCCUACACUCCAAGUCACAGGAAGAAAAUCAAAGAUGAAGCCUGUGGAAAUACGAAAGUUAUCAAAUCACCCUUUGAAAACUCUCACAUGAACUCCAGAUGGAACCCACGUGGUCCUGCCUAAAUAAUGAUGAAUUCUGAUGGAUAGGCCAGAUCACCUGGCCAUGCACAUAACAGUGUCAGACUCUCUCUUUGUUUGUAGAAUGACUUUACAGACUCAGGUACCCAAUAUACAGCUUUAAAAUUGUUGUUCAUGUCAUUCUGGAGAGUAAAUAUGAAACUCGAGGUUUAAUUCAGACCAUUAAAAUCUCAGGUUCAAGCCGGGCGGUGGUGGCACACGCCUUUAAACCCAGCACUUGGGAGGCAGAGGCAGGCAGAUUUCUGAGUUCAAGGUCAGCCUGGUCUACAAAGUGAGUUCCAGAACAGCCAGGGCUACACAGAGAAACCCUGUCUCGAAAAAACCAAAAAAACAAAAACAAAACAAAACUCAGGUUCUUAGGUUCAAAAUACAGUUCAGUGUGUAGCUGCUAAGUUCCGCUCUGUUGUUUUGCACAUAGCUGUUUUUAUGCCCUAAACAAAAGUCUUAGGAAGCUGGACCAAGGAAUUUUCAUAAUGCUUGCAUGUUAAGGGCUAAAAGCAAUAUGGCUGGCAUAGUUUUCUGGUGGACAGGACUCAAACUAGGCAUGUUGCUUCUCCAUAGCUGUAAUUCCAGUACUCAGGAGAUGGCUCAGCAGCUAAGAGUAUGUACUGCUCUUAGAGGACCCAAGUCAGUUCCCGACCUAAUAUCAGGCAGUUCACGACUGCCCAUAACUCCAGAGACAGGAUCCAACACCUCUAAUCUCUGUAGGCACCUGCAUGAAUGUGAUGCACAUAAACUCACAAUGAUACAUACAUACAUACAUACAUACAUGCAUACAUGCAUACAUACAUACAUACAUACAUACAUACAUGCAUACAUACAUAGUCGCUGGAGAGGUGGCUCAGUGGUUAAGACCACACUGCUCUUUCAGAGAACCCAGCCAGGUUCAAUUCCCAGCAUCCACAUGGUGGCUCACAAACCAUCUGUAACUCUGGUUCCAGGGGAGCCAGUGCCCUCUUCUGACCCCUGAGGGCACCGGGCAUGAAAGUAAUACACAGACAUAGACACAGAAAAUGCAUCCAUACACAUAAGUUUAAUUUUAUAAAAGAAAUCUUUUUAAAAGAAAGGCAGGCAGCAAUUAAAGAGCUGACUGUGUUUGUAUGAGUACUUGAGUUCAGAUCCCUAGCCAGGUGUCAGGAGAUCACUGGCCCGCUGGCCAGCCGGCCUACCUAAAAAGGAGAGUUUCAAGUGAGAGACCCUGUCUCAAAGGAGUAAUAGAGGAAGACAGCCGAUGUCUUUCUCUGAUCCCCACACUCAUGCACACAAACACACCAUAUACAAGCAAAAAAAUCUAAGUAAAAUUUAAAAGCAGGCCAUGGCAUGUACCUAUAAUCCUGGUGCUGGAAGUGGGAACAGAGGAUGCUAGGAGGGGCUCUCUGGCCGGCCAGCUGAUGAGCUCCAGGUCCCGUGAGAAGCCCUGGAAGCAUAAAUUGUUUGCAAUCUACUUUAAUACGGGUUCAACCUCUCCUCUAGCCCACCACCCAGCAGAAGCCAUGGGAGAGAAGAGUUAUUAGGAUAUGGGGAACUGGGCCUGUUCAGCAGUAGUUCUUUGGGGGUGAGCUUGGUCUUCUUUGACGUGUUCGGUCCCAUCGCAAACACCAAAUGUGACUCAGCAGCUGCAGACCAGGCCUCUAGGCAGGCAGACACCAGGCAGGAACCAACAGCUGUAGUUCAAGCCUGAAGAAUACACCAGGCUGGCCACCCAGCCUAGGGGGAGGCUGCAGAAGCGGCAAGCUGCCACAGGAACCUCACGAGUGAGGUUCUCCUUGGGUGAGUUUCUCUCAAUGUUGGGCUCAACAACGCUAUGUAAAACAAACCAAUACAUGAGAGUUGUUAGCAAAGAAUAGGGAGAACAAGCCAAGGACGAUGAAGUAGCCAGUGCUCCUCUCCCACGGUCUGCAGGGUCAUGUUUAUACUCCUUCAUCACAGGCCCUUUCACGUGUUUGCUAUAGCCAAACAUCCUUUCACCUGUGUCUGCUUCAGGAAAACAUUCUCUCACAUUUGCCUCAGCAAGACAUCCUCUCACCUGUGUGCCCCGACCAAACAUCAUUUGACAUAAAUGACUUUCCAAAGAAACUAGAAUUUUUUCACUUCAAGACCUGUCUUAAACAAUAAGAUAGGAUGAAAAAGAGACCAUCCAGUGUGGAUCCCUGGCCUCCAAGGGCUAGGCACACUCACACACAGGUGAUAACACAUACACACACAGGUACACAGAUAAUAUAUAAUACACACACAUACAACACACAGAUAAUAAGACACUCAGAGUUUUCAUCAUUAACUUCCACACCCUCUUAUGAGUCAUAGAACCUGCUGAAUAAUCAGAUUGAUAUAUUUAAGGACCCCUAUGAGCAGAGUCCUGUGCUUGACCCAAUAGCUGCUUUAAAGGGCAGUAAAUCACACAUUGCUGGGUAGAGGCCAGGUGCCCAGCUAACCAGAAUGAAGCAAUAGUUUUACAGGAACAAUGUAGACUUGUGUGGGUAGGGGACGUGCUAUGUGGAGACGGCAGUGUAUGGAAAGCCCCUUUGAAGGACAGGUUGAACUGUAUUAAUUUUCAAGGGACCAUUCUAGGCAAAGAAGACAGAACAGGAAAAGCACCCUUGUGGGUGGAGACACCUUUGGGGGGGUCAAAUGAUUCUUUCCAGGGGUCAUCUGAGACCAUCAAAAAAUACAGGUAUUUACAUUAUUAUUCAUAACAGUAGCAAAAUUACAGUUCUGAAAUAGCAAUGAAAAUAAUCGUAUGGUUGUGGGUCACCACAGCAUAAGGGACUGUAUUAAAGGUCACAGAAUUAGGAAGGCUGAGCCACUGAGCUAAUACCUGCUGGAUCAGAAACCCCUUGACCUUGGCCUAAUAGAAUUCUAGACCCUCAAAGGUGGAGGUCACAUGGGCAGUGGAUCACCAGCUGGGUAGUCACUAGAAGAAUUUCUCUUCUACAGCAGGGACUCCAGGGUUGCUCUAAAAGUGUUACCUCUCCAUCAAAGCAGCACUAAGCCCUGUGUGUAGACCUCUGUCCUUGAGAAGAUGGCUCUUGAAAUGUACUUCCUGCUCAACUGUAGGGAAGUCACUUGUGCUGAGAGCCAUCAGAUUUCUUCAGGCAUCAGGAGCCUAAACCAGAAAUCAGGAGUCAGCUUUAAGCCUCAGGAAGUAAAGCCAGCCAUGCAGGCAGCCGUGAGCCCUCAGCAUGCUGCCGUGCCAGGCAAUCAGACACGGCCCCAGGUCUCUCUGCUCCUGCAAUCUUGAUCCCACGACUGAAGAACCACAUGAUGCACCCUGACCUCUGUAGCCAGGAAACCUCAACAAAACGUUUCCAGGCAGUAGACACUGUGGAGGUGCAAGACAGACCCUUCAGCAGGCUUCAGACAGCCACAGUCAGCUUCUGCCAGCCAAAACGAUGGUGGAAUUUGAAAGGGGGACACACUACAAAGGCAGUGGAGAAAUGUUUCCAUCAUGUCAAAGAUCAGAUUAGAAAAGACAAAAUAUUACAUUGGAUCCUUAAACUCGAGUACAGAAAAGCAACGUGAGAUGGGUGUUCUGGUCUUAUUUUGCUAUCUAAAUUGUCGGUUUAAGUGUUUCAGAAGCAAGGAUGCAGAGCGGUGCUGUGUAAACAGCUUGUAUCUGCAAACCACAGACAUUGCAUGGGAGACACUGUCUCCCACUAGGUUCUGUGGUAGCCAAGGUCAGCCUGGGAUUAACAAGGACCUGAGCCACAGCCCUUCCCUGUAUCACCCCAAAGAAACGACCUGCCCUUUGCACUUCGAUAUUUUCACAUGUAAAGUCCGGAGAUGUGCCACCUCAGGGGCCCUUGACCAGGGAAAUCUGUGAAGAGUCCAAAAUUACAUGCAGAAUCCUGUGUGGCAUGUGCAGAUUUGCAUUUUUUUCUUUCCAUGAAAGGAGGAAUUCAUAGUUGUCACCAGUUUUUCAAAGGGACCAUGACCCUCAGUGAUUGUUCAGCUCCCAGGCUACCUUGGCAUUCUGCUCUUUCCAGCUUCCUGUCAGGGCCAGACAAGCAGCUCAGGAGGAGGCAGUCACUCCCGGGGAGGGCGCUUGGUGUGGGGGAGGGAAAGGAAGCAUCCUCCCCGUGGGAUCUGCCAGGCUCCCACCAGCUGUCAGGCAGCCCUUUAACCUCCCAGCCUGUCCCCAAUGAGGGUCAUAGCUCAGGACCGGGCGGGUGAGGGCCACAGGCACCCACACAGUUACAGUCUGGGCUCAGCGUGGCGAUCCUCCUUCUAUGCAUUUAGAGCAUUUCCUGGAGCUUCCGAUGUCUAAGCUCUAUUUAAUGGAAUCUAUGCAUAGUAAGUAAUCAGGUCAGAAGAAAGCAGCGCCCCGGUUUGAGAUCAAUCGCUGGCUAAUACUUUAUCGAGGCCACUUUAUUAUCUCAUGCUGAUCUGAACCCAUUCUCCUCCUCCUUUGCAACACCCACUUCGGCUGUGGGAAAAGUACGGAUCCCAUACAUAUUAAAAACAUAUACCCAUUCUAUCUGUAUGUAAAUGCGUGAGGCACAGCUGGAUAUUGCAGAGGAGUUUGAUUUACUAAUAGUUAUUAUCUGUUCUCGCCGUUCAGUGAGAGAGAAUCUCAGAAAAACAAGCUGGCACAGAAAUUGUCUUUAUGCUGUUACUGUCCUGCUUCGGUAACUGUUUAAAAACAUGGGUUUUCUCUGUAGGUUCUAAUAACGCCUGUCAUUCUGCACAUUUCCCCCCGUGCAUGGCCCUGUGCCCUCUAGAACAGGGCAUCCUGUGUGAGCGCUUCCCCCAGUUUGGUUUUUGUGUUCCUAAGAAGCAACCUGGGGCUCAGCUUGGGAUGGGAACGUCACAGUUUGCUUAGGAACCACUGUAAACAGUAAACCCACAGUAUAAACAGUAAACCCACAGCAGGGUGGGGUCUACAAGAAGCAGGCAUAGGCCUUAGGGGAGGGUUCAGGCAGCCAUAAGCACAAUGAGUUUUGGAUGUUUGCUCCCCCUGAGCCCAGCUGCAAACAUAAGGCGUCUUAUUUCUCCGUGAAGGCUCUGUGUAUGGGGGUGGGGGGAUGUUUGGGGGCCAAUAAACACCAAACUGCUCCAGAAAAACCUGUUUAAACAUUUAAUUACUUGCAAAGAGAUGCUAACUUCUUUAACUCCUCUAAAUUAAAUUGUCACUGGUAGCAUUUCUGUUUGCCUGAACCCGUCUGUAAUUACAUUUUCAGAUACUUUGGUCGGUUAUUCUAAUUAAUCAAAGUGUAUGAUAAAUCAGACAUCUGCACACUCCCUUUCAAAGAAUGAAGGGAUGCUGGAUUUUGGUCCCUUCUGCACUCAGACCCCAGCGUGACUUUGGGAUUCACACAAGUGUCUUCACUGUGAGACACAGACCUUCUGAUAACUGUGAAAGGUGAAGUGCGCUCGGCAAAGUAAGAUGAUCUCUAUUCCACUAUGUCAGUAGUCAGAGCAUUCAUUAACCAGAAAUACCAAAAGAAAAGGGGCUGACCAGGGCUUCAUGGAGGCAGGUAAAGGACGCUGAAGAAGGACAGGGGGUCUCCUCUCGGAGACUGGGGGUCCUCUUGGUUGACACAAAGGUGAGAAGAUGCAUAGCUUUCUGGAAGCACAGGACCCAGCCUGUCCAGCAUCACCACCACAUCCUACUGAAGAGGCUGAAGCUCAGAAAGGGCAUCUUCACACAGCUACCUUCACACAGGUGCCUUGGGUGAUCGGGGCCAUGUGAGUGCUGGGGGCACCUAUACUUUUCAACAUAUUAAGGACGGUUAGCAAACUCUUCUCACCGUGAAUGCCAUUUACUACAUCUGACUAUUGCCUGCGUAGUGCAAUAUGUCUGUUAUUUUCCUUUCUCUUUUUCCUCCUCCUCUUCUUCCUCCUCCCGAUUCCUUGUGGUCCUCCUUAGUUCCAGUCCCAGGAUUACAGACCUGUACCAACAUACCUGCCACAUACAACCUGUUUUUAGAAUGUUCCCGAGCAUCUGGCUCAUCCUUGCAGACUUCAUUUUUGCUUAGGUUCUAUACUUUACCUACACACAUUAGCUGUGGCACCCAGAAUUUACAGACAGGAGUCCUGGCUGCGUGCCCCCUUUGAGCACAAAAGUCCUUGUCACAUGGCGGUGGCUCCUCACAAAGUCCAACUGAUAGCCAUGGCAUCUUUUUUUCCUCGGGUUCCAAAGGCCAUGGAGUAAGUAGUGUUUGUGUUUGCUUAUGCACGGGAGUCCUCCAGGAGAGCUCAUGUUAGCACUGUGACUACACAGAAUUAUAACGCCAGAGCCACUGUCUGGGUGCUUGAGACAGCGCUAAAUCAGUCAGUUUCAAUUUGAAUUUCUGAUAACACAUUAACACUUCAGCAAGACUCUGGAUUAUAACCCCAGCAAACAGGCUUUGCUCUCUAGAUGUGCCUGCUUAGUCUCCUUAUGAGACUUUAAAGGAUGUGUGUGUGUGUGUGUGUGUUAUGUAUUUUAAGCGUGCACAUGUCGAGAUACAGAUGGAAAAGGCCUAGCCUCAGCAGCCAUGGUGAUUUGACAGCUCGUUUCCAGAUGAGGCUAACGUUCCCCACUCCUUCAAGUCAGAUCUCUUUCUCUCUUUCAUUACAUGUAUUUAUUUGUUUGUUUGUUGUAUGUGCAAGCAUCACGGCACACACAUGGAGGUCAGAGGACAGCUUUUCAGGAAUCACUUCCCAGUACGUGGACCCUGGGCAUAAAAUUCAGAAAGUUUGUCUUAGCAGCACCUUAACCAUUGAGCCGUCUCACUGGUUAGUCUGAUCCUUUGUUACAGCUAUGAGUUCCCUGUGUAAGGCUGCCGUUGCUUGAACAUGAGCUGCAGUACGUCUUGAUUUACGGCAUCUCAUGUGAAGGCACAUGGCAGUGCUGCAGUCAUAGCCCCGAGGAACAGGGGUUAGUGUAGGUGCAGUAGGUGGAGUGGUUGGCCUCCUGUUUUCUUCAUAUCCAAUUCACUGGGGGCUGAGGGAGCUACAAUGUUACCCUGCAUCCCCAAAUUGGGUACCCUGAGAUGCCUCCAGGUUCUGCUGUUGGGUGUGGUCUCCAGCCUAGAAGGCAACCCUCGUCCUUCUUGAGGUCUCCAUCCUCCUGCAGGUUCACCUGGCAGGGCUCACUCCCCACUCUGAGCAGUACCUGGCACAUGCGGAUCUUUCCAGAGCCAGUCAGUGUGUGCAGAGUCAGCCCUCCCAGCUCCUCAGAAGAGGAGGGUUAGAGUAAGAGAGGGUUAGAGUAAGAAAUGGAAGCUUCUAAGUAGACGGAGCACCUCCAGCCAGCCCUGGCCAGGGACAGAGAUGUUCUGUCGUGUUGUUUGAUCUUUUACAGCACCCUGGGUGUCUAGAAGGAGCAGCCAGUGGGAAGCUGGAUUUUUUUUUCCCCCAACUAGAUUGUAAGUUUGCUGAAGGAAGAGCAUGGUCUCAUAAUUCAGUGCCUAUCUCGGGCCUUGGCUCUCAGUCAGGCUAAACGCCAUUGAUCAUUCCCUGCUUGCACCAUUCUCGCUAACCCAGUCAAUAAACACUCCUGGAAAGGAAGCGCUGAACACAAACACGACAUUGUCCCCUGAAGAAGCUCACCCAAGGACAGUUGAUCCCUGGAAAGUAUGACAUGCUCUGUACGUUAGGGCACCUCUACAAACAUACAUAAUCUGAUUUAAACGUUCAUGCUGGGAGAGCUCAUUCAGGUACAGUCAGCUUCCUAGAACACCACUGGGUUCACAGAAUAGUACUCAAAGCAUUUCACAAGCCAGUACGACAUACCAUCAACAGCAGAGCAGUUGUUAGUGUCUCAGUCCUACCUGGGAUUGAGAACAACAGCCUGUAGCGCUAGGCAGGCAGGUGCUCUCUACACCACUGUCAUUUGACCACUGGAGGGUUCACCUCCAUCCAUUAAUUCCAAAUCAAAAGACCAUUAGCAAGCCAGGGCCUAGAAGAGGCUUCCUGGCUGGCACCCUCUUCUCCGAUGAAAUAGCAGGAGAGCCUGAGGUCCCCAUCAGUCAGCACACCAGAUGCCUACCGCCCGUGUGCCAGUGCUUAGGGUAGAGUGGUCAGGUUGCAGAAGCCCAGAAAUGGUUAGCAGUUGAAGGUACAAAAAGAUCUGGAAGCCAGUCCCCAGGACUUGGGAGUUACUGUUGAAGGUAGCAAACUUGUUUUCCCUGUGAGAAAACACUGAUAAAUAGAUGCAGCUCUUAUCAAUUAUUAAUGUGUCUAACCAGGAAUGUCAGGGGCUGGGGAAAAUAUGAGAAGCCUCCUGUUUACAGUUGUAGCCAGCUGGAUUUGUUUAAUGGGUUGUUUGCUUUUUAAUUUGUAGCAGUUUUGAGCGAGACCUUUGGGGACUGGGAGUCGUACAGCUUCAGAUACAGUUAUGGGGGGGGUGCUAAACCUGUCUGCAGAUAAUUUGAGGUUCACAUGGCCAUUUAGAGACUACAGAAAGGCAGCGCAGACAUUUGGGUCUUCCGUCCUCUAUUUAAUUUUCAAGAUUCGAAUUAAACAUCAGGCCCUGGUCUACGGAGAGACAUUUGCUGGAGUGUGGACUAGUUUCUUCCUGUACCCUGCUUCCCACUCCUCUGCUCGCUUCGUAUAAACGGUCACUGAUUCUGAAGUUGCAGAAUAGGAGCCCUUCAUUUAUUCGAGCAAAGGUUCCCCUGGCACAAAUAAAAAUGGAAUUUUCAAAUGUAACCCGAUUAACUCUUAAUUGUACACCAAUAGCCUGUGUUUGUCCUGGCUCCCUCGGAAGGCUUCAGUGCGACCUGCAUCUCUGUCUAAAGUUGCGGGGGAGGGGGGAUUCAAUUAAUAGCAGGACUUUCUAAUUGUGGGAUCGGUGUGGAGUUGACAAAAAUUUGUAUAAAUAGGGUACAUUUUUCCACUUAAGAGGGCUGUGCUGAGACAUUUUUUAAUUGGAUUUUCAUGGUGAUUGACAGCAUUUGAUUAUGACAGUAACUUUAUUUGGCUGGGAUGCUUUAGCCUCUUGUUCAGAUUUCCCAUCAAAGCUCCUUUUCAUCGGCUCAAUCCCCGGCGGAGCAGCAGUCAUUGUGGAGGAGCCUUUUAGCACCUUUGUGUGGCGCUCCCUGGUGAUGAUUGGGCCCAGCUGGUAGUAGAUAGGAAAAUGGGCCUUUCACAAAGAGGCUGCGGCUCCCGCCUCUGCGGCUUCAAUAAUUUUAAGAGCCCCCCAAACCUGUUGAGGAUUAGAAGUAGCUUUAGAUGUGAAAUGAGUGUUAAGUAUUAGUAAUCGGGAGAUUAGGGCCCCAGGGACCAUGAGAGAUAAACAACCGCAAUUAGGGCAAAUCUGCCGAUGUAAACAAAAUUUAGCAAAAGCAGAUGCCCUCGCCAUUUUGGGGAUUGAUUCGAGGGCACGGAGGAAUCGAUUUUUGUCUUGUUUACACUUGCAGACCCCUGUGAUAUACUGGAAGGCUAAAUAUUUCAUACCGCCUGAUUUUAGUUAAUUUUUUUUCCAGCGCCUCACAGUAGGCGCCUCUCUUCUCACAGUGACCAGGCCUGAGUUUAUUCAGCAUUCACAGGGAGCAGCUAAUUGUCUAUGAAGGGCCCCCGUGUUUAAAUGGGCUUGACAGGAAUUUAAAUUUUGUUUCAAUCAACCCCUGUGCUCACAGCCUGCUCCAGUUUCUAAUUUUUAAAUUAAACAUGAUUUUUUUUUAAGCCACAGCCUUGCCUCUGGAAUGAUCUCCCUCCAGCUUUCAGAAGACAGACAGGCAACCCCAGAAGCUGGCAGAUGCUGGAAAGGUCUUUCUCCAGAGCCUGGGCUGGGCUCCUGAAAAGUGGGUUAAGCACUUGAGGCAGGCAUGGCGGGCUGUCAGGGCCAGCAAGAUUAUAGGCUCCUGCGUGUGCCCAGGUGCGGGCUGUUUCCUGAGCUUUCUCAGCUGUGGAGAGGCAGAGUGAGAAUUUCAGUGAGCACUCGCCAGGCUUUCGUCCUGAGCCCCAACUCAGCACACAGUGCCCCACCCAGCCUUGGGGGUGAGGGGCAUCAUGUGGCCCCUGGGUCCUGACUCAGGUCAGCUUGCGGCCCAGCAGGAGAGUGAGGAUUAAU